AUGUUCUUCUCGGACGGGGCCUCAGACCAUCCCGGUCUCACCCCCUGGAAAGAAUUUGAGUUCGCCAUGAAGGAAGUUGGAUUGGAAGUGACAAAAAUCAACGGUGGGACUCGUCACUUUUCUGCCGUCUCGCCUGCCAUCGUUCCGCGGGCUCCGUACUCGACUCAUGCCCCACACGAUGGUAAAAUCGAGUUCUGGACGGUUCGAGCCAUGGGCCGUGAUCUUGCUAAUAAAUAUGGGUGGACGUGGGAGACCUUUUCCCUCAAGCAGUAG
This is a messenger RNA of Vanrija pseudolonga, 273 nucleotides long. RefSeq lists its product as uncharacterized. Lineage: Eukaryota; Fungi; Basidiomycota; Tremellomycetes; Trichosporonales; Trichosporonaceae. The transcript has a single exon. The record is from RefSeq and is a predicted model, not a curated record. Bases 1 to 273 code for a protein of 90 amino acids.